CCCCAAGCUGGAGCUUGAGAUUGCCAGCUUGCAUUUCUGAGAACUUUUGGGGGAAAAAAGUAAGCAAUUUUAAGUUUUUCACACAGAAAUCCAAGACUUCUCUUGACUGCAAGCGUGAUUCUAAAAAAUCCAAUGAAUCAUCGUUUCAGACCUACAGUCAUGCCUCAUUAAUCCAAAGGGAGACUUCUGUUCGAUCAAAUUAUGCCAAAUGAAUGUUACAUAAGCCAGGUCUGAGGCAUCUCUAAAGGGGACUGUCUCACUAUACAACUGUUUUGCUUUCUUCAUCAAGGAAAACAUCAACGCUCUACGAACCAGAUGGCAAGUUCAUUUGCAGCUAUAAUUGGAAGCGUAGGAGGGGCAUUUGCAUUGUUAGGAACAGUGAUUUUGUUAACAUGGCUUUGUGUGUUACAGUGCAGAAAGUUCUCAAACAAGAAUUCAGAUACAGCUUCUUCAGAUCCAUCUGCAGUAGUAGAGUCAAAAAGAGGUGGAACCAGCUCAUCUGCAGCCCCACCUGCAGCUGGACAGCAUGAAGCAAGGCAAUUUGGAAUUGAAGAAUUGGAGCGAGCAACAAGGAAUUUCAAUGAGAGCAAUCUCAUUGGAUGUGGAAGUUUUGGCCUUGUGUUUAAAGGAUUGCUGUGUGAUGGGACUGUUGUGGCUAUCAAGAGGCGUAGAGGUGCUCCGAGGCAAGAUUUGAUAGAUGAGGUAGCCUAUUUAUCACAAAUUUGGAACCGAAAUUUGGUUACUCUACUAGGCUUCUGCCAAGAAAAUGGAUAUCAUAUGCUGGUUUUUGAGUAUUUACCCAAUGGCAACAUGUGUAACCAUUUGCACGAUACUGGAGAAAAUUCAAGAACUACGCUAGAGUUCAAGCAAAGGCUAUCUAUUGCAAUUGGUGCAGCCAAAGGUUUAUGCCAUCUGCACAGCCUAUGCCCUCCUGCAUUGCAUAAUAACUUUAAAACGGCUAAUGUUUUGGUUGAUGAGAAUUUCAUUGCCAAAGUUGCAGAUGCAGGGAUGUCAAAACUACUGGAGAAAAUCGGAGAUGCAAAUCCAUCGAGUUCCAAUUUCAAUGCUUUUAAAGAUCCCGAGGUUGAACAAGUGGGUAUUUUCUCUGAAAUGAGUGAUGUAUACAGCUUUGGAGUAUUCUUGAUGGAGCUCAUCACGGGAAGGGAGACUACUGAUAUGGAGGCCUUCGGAUCAAAUGAACGCGUACUUCAAUGGGUCCAAAUGCUUCUGAGUUCGAACAAUUUAGUGGAUCAUCGACUGGCUGGGAGAUUCACUGCAGAGGGAAUGAGGGAUCUUAUAAAGUUGAUGCUACAUUGCAUGAGGAUUCCAGGAAAAGAGAGACCAAAAAUGAAAAACGUGGUAUUGGAACUUGAUCGAAUACUCGAGCAGGAGAUUAGGCUCACAACAGUCACCGGUGAAAGUACUACUACUGUUACUUUAGGGAGUCAACUAUUUUCAUGGUAGGAGCUUGGGUAUUGGAUGCUACUGUAUAGUACAAUAGAGAAGAUUGAUACAUCGUUUUCCUUCUAAUCCUAUUCAAUAUGUUCCCAUCGAAGGUAAAAACAUGCCCUAGGCGCAUGAGAAAAAUGGAAGAAAGUAGAGGUGAUGUGUCAUAUUCAAGCUUAUUUUUAUCACAGUAAGUAGGUGGUGACCUGCUGUGAUUAAUCGUGUUGAUGCAUAUUAUUAGACACAAAUAACCGGCGGAAAAUAUUUUAGCUUAUUUUUCUUCUUUAA
Molecule: messenger RNA, 1734 nt
Organism: Olea europaea var. sylvestris
Lineage: Eukaryota; Viridiplantae; Streptophyta; Magnoliopsida; Lamiales; Oleaceae
Product: proline-rich receptor-like protein kinase PERK13
Exons: 7
Coding region: 316-1464 (382 amino acids)
Biological process (GO): protein phosphorylation
Molecular function (GO): ATP binding; protein kinase activity
Source: RefSeq, a predicted model, not a curated record